CCCUCUCUCCUCGUUAUAAAAACGAACCUUCCCCUCACCUUCAACAAUCCCCACAAACACUUCUCUCUCUCUCUCUCUCUCUCUCUCUCUCUCUCUGAAAAGUGUUGAAGGCUUGAAGCACAUUGGGUGUUAUUUAAACAUAAGGUAGAUAAGAUGGCGAAAGGAGGGAAGCUGACAAAGCUGAAGUCAGUUCUAAAGAAAUGGAACUCAUUCAGCAGCAUGCUCGGCCGCACCACUAACGGCACCUCCAUAGUGGCCGCCGCAAGCCGCUCUUCCUCUUCCUCCUCCGACUCCUACAACUACGACACAAGAAACAACAACAGCAACAACAUCAUCACAAGAAAAGACCUCCACCCCGUGUACGUGGGGAAGUCACGGCGCCGGUUCCUGGUAAGCUCAGAAGUGGUGGAAAACCCGGUGUUCCGGGAGCUAGUGGAGAAGUCCGGAUCCGGCAAGAACGUGGAGGGAGGAGAGUCGGGCGUAAACCUGGUGGGUUGCGAAGUGGUAAUGUUCGAGCACUUGCUGUGGAUGCUGGAGAAUGGGGAUCCUCAGCCCGAGUCCCUCGACAACUUCGUCGAGUACUACUCUUGCUCCUGAUGAUCAAUUUCGAUCGAUCUAUCCAACGGAGAUCAUCGAGUAAUUUGAUUUCCAUUUUGAAUCACUUGGGCAAAUGAAUAAACUUUUACCUAGUAGUACUUUUAUAGUACAUGUAGUAUUGUAUAAUUGGUAUAUAUACAUGAAGCAGGAAUGCCAGUUUGGGAGGCUAAUUAAUGAAGAUUAGCGGUGUACGUAGAAGAAAUUAAGAAAGAGGAAGUGAGAGAGAGAGAGAGAGAGAGAGAGAGAGAGAGAGAGAGAGAGAGAGAGAGAGAGAGAGGAUAUGCCAGUGAUGGUGUGAGGAGUAAUAUUCCGUUUUACAUCGGCUAAUCGUCUUUUAAUUAUGGAAUUAGCGCCUGAUCAUUAUUGUUGUCAUCUUGUUGGUUCUUUAAUUUCUGUGUAUCUGAAUGUAUAAAUGCUUAAAUUUAUUCACGUUGGUUAAA
Molecule: messenger RNA, 1037 nt
Organism: Rhododendron vialii
Lineage: Eukaryota; Viridiplantae; Streptophyta; Magnoliopsida; Ericales; Ericaceae
Product: auxin-responsive protein SAUR76-like
Exons: 1
Coding region: 154-597 (147 amino acids)
Biological process (GO): response to auxin
Source: RefSeq, a predicted model, not a curated record